AUGAUGCCGGGCCGCAUGGCGCCCUCUUUCAUCCAUUUUCACCUUUGCGUCAAGACCAUAGUAGCUCGCAGUACUUGCGAAGCGUCUCCGGCUGUUCUUGCAUCUGGAGCAAGACAGGUCGGCAUCACUCUUGCCUGGACUUGUGACCUCCAGCCAUUCGUCACCGUCACCGUCACCGUCCCCUGUCCCUUUGACUUCAAGUUGGUUCUGACUAUUGUGCGGAUGCUUGGGUCUCUUUGUCUGGCUCUCGAGAGCUGCUUCGAAAGUGUAUUCGAACAAGGUUCUUGGUUUCUGCCCCAACGACGACAGGGAGGUAUCGCUAAACUCGGCUUCCGUGCUCUGUCUGCUGUUGUUGGAACUGGAUUUUGCGCCCUUGCACUCGGCGCAGAGUGGCCCUUCAUGAUGCCGAAACUCGCGCGCGACAACAAGGCCUUCGCAACAGUGGCCGAGACGCCGGGCACUGAGGGCCCUGGGACAGUAACGAUUUCUGCGGCGUUGCCCUAG
Neoarthrinium moseri is the source of this 504-nucleotide messenger RNA. RefSeq lists its product as uncharacterized. Lineage: Eukaryota; Fungi; Ascomycota; Sordariomycetes; Amphisphaeriales; Apiosporaceae. The record is from RefSeq and is a predicted model, not a curated record. The coding region runs from base 1 to 504 and encodes 167 amino acids. The transcript has 2 exons.